CAGAACUCUAUUUCAAUAUAUCAAAUAAUUACCUUUGAUGGCUAACCAUUUUACGAUUCAUCAGUCAUCUCUCAAGUGAGAACAGCCCCUUGCAUAUAGGGCAAUGAAUUGAAGAAUUCGGGCAGUUUUGUUGUAAACAUUGCAAAGGGAAGACUGAAGGAUGGCAAGAAUCAGUUUUGGAAUUAUCUUUGUUGUGGUUGUGGUGGUUGUGGAGGGAUACUAUUACGAUGGUAUGGAAUACUUUAUACUUAUUUUGAAGGUUUGUGCCGGACGAAAGGCCCUUUCGAUGUCGGAAACAAUUUGUAUAAUACUAGAAAACGUCUAGUUUGUUUUUUAACUUGAUUAUAACCAGGAGAAGCUAUUCAACGACAGUCACGCGAGCUUGGUUAUAGCUGUUCUUAAUGUGCUUUCCGCUCACUAUCAUGCAUGUACUCUAUUUAAGUUAGAAAUAGUUGAAACAAUCGUCAAACCUUUAUUUUGCUAAUCUAGAGCUUGAAAUGUCUCCCGUAACAAUUCGUAAUGCCAACUCUCAUUAACAAUUAACUCUCAUUCCGGGGCUAAUACUGAGUUAUAAGCCUGGUUUCCAUAUGAUCGUAACAGUCGUAAAGAUUGAGUCACGAUCUUUCUCAUCAGCCCUUGAAGAACAACAUUUUAGGACUGAAAAUAUGCGGAGUGAUUAUAACCAGAGAAUACUUUUGAUUUAUAUGUGGUUUACAUGUAUGAACUAUUAUAAACUGGCCGUUGAGAAAGAUUGUGACUCUAUAUUUUUACGACCAUUUGGAAAUCAGACUUUAAUUUGCUUAUAACCAAAACCCGCUGGUGAUGGGAUGAUCUUUACCGAACCUAUAGGUACUAGUUAAAACAUGAGCAUCCGAUCUUUAUCUGAUAUACAAACUCGAGCCGAAGGCGAGAGUUUCUAUAUCAGAUCAAGAUCGGAUGCGAAUGUUUAAUUACUGUGCUGAGUGGUUAUAUUACUACCAUAAGAAACAAGCAGAAACUCGACGUUUCGAGCGAAGGCCCUUCGUCAAGAGUUAGUUGUUAGGAGUUUGGCUACUAACUCUUGACGAAGGGCCUUCGCUCGAAACGUCGAGUUUCUGCUUGUUUUUUUUUAAGGUGGUAAUAUAACCACUAUCAGCACAGCAUUUUCACAUUCAUUGGUACUACCCACACUGGUACAGACAGUUUAGAAUGUUUAAUUAACGUGCUUAAAAACCGACCCAUGUUAUGAGUUCAUUGGCGAAGUAAUUUUAAAAAUAUACAUUGUCUAUAAGCCGAGAAAAUCAAAGCUGAAGUUUAUGUAAAUCAGGACAAAUCUUUAUCCGAUUUACGAACAUUGAUUAAACAUUCAUUUCCGCUUUUGUAUUUUCCUCAUGAGGAAAAUUAUGAAUGAGUUUUAUAAGUACUAGAUAAACAGCUAUCCAUGAGUAUAUAUAAAUUAAUUAAAAUAGGUUUGCUUAAGCCGGUGAUCAUAUUGAAUGGUAAAUUAUAAAAUUCGUAAAAUAGCAUUGACGAUGAUGACGAAUUCAUGCAAAAUCAGUUUCCUUGGUACAGCCAGUGAUUCGAAGCGCUUCUUAACUCCUUCAGCCCUAGAAAAACGUGGAAAUUGAUGAAACAAACUAUGUUUGUGGGUUAGGAAGUACUUUAAUUUACUUCAAUUUGUUUGCGCAUGCAUGCAGAAGUGCAUAUUUUCAUGAUUGGCCGAAACUUUUAAAUUUUUAAACGUUUCUGCAAGAAUAUGUACUGGCUUGCCCAGGCCAUCAAACACGGUAAAAUUUAAAACUGGAAAGGCUUGUGGCUGUCGUCCAUUGGCUGCUCUGUUAGCUGGAUUUAUAGUACAGACAUAUAUGUCAUAGCUAAAUGCAUGCAUGUGCAUGCAAUAUUAUGCCUCGUCAUUUAACGCAUCUCAAAAACGUCUUCUGCGUUAUACUUAUACCAAUUUGUCAUGUGAAAAGAUAUGCAAUCUUAUCUAUGUGGAGAUAUCUAUGUACUUAAGCGCCGGUCAAGCGAAGAUAAAGAGUUGCUGAGAGUUGGCAGUCAUGUAUUUUUUUAUAUUACGGAGAGUCGGAGACAUUGAUGAGUGAGUCAACUCUCAUGUAUGGCGCUCUUUUCACUUGACGUGCAGUAGUUAUAAAAUCACUGAUAAACUCGUGCCCUUUGAUUGCGCUUGCACGCGACUGGAAUUGUUAUCUAUUGUAGUAUUAACAUUGUUAUCUCUCCAACCAUUUGUAUGUCAUUAAGUGUCAUGGUUGUUGUUUUUAGACUAUUUUCCUGAAGAAAAAAGCUUCAGAAAGAGGAAAGGGGAUGAUUAUUCGCCAAUGGUUGUCAGUCAGGAAGUCAGCCGACCAGAUAAAUGUGAGUGCACACAGCCUAAAUUUAUGCCCAUAGUCUUGAAUUGUUACAUUGACAUCAACUAUAGACCCAUUGCACUGACGUCACAAAUCCUUAGAGUGUCCUCCAGAUGCUCCCUAACAAUAUCUGUUCGGGUACGACAACCACAUACAGCGCAAAAAUUAACCAUUUUAAUACAAAAUUAUUAUAAAGUUUUACAAAAUUUGCUCUGUUUACAAAAGUUAUAUUAUGCAUGGAUUGCUAAUUUGUCCUCCAGAUGCAUCAUCGCCGGCACUGUGACGUCAUGUGCAAUGGGUCUAUACAUACAAGAAAUUGUGUUUAAUGCUCUGUAGUUCAGAGCGCUGCACUGAAAUCGCAAGUCAAUUUCUGCUUAUAUUUUAGUUGCAUUUUUCGCAUGUGCUCCCGGCUGGAUCUAAGAAUCUAUGUAAACUUUCACUUGUAAUUUUUACCUACAAAAAUCCAUAUCAACAUUCGGUAGUCUAUAGUGCGAGAUACCUCAAAUGUUGUUUAUUUACACAUAGCUCAGUCUGGUUUUCACCAGCACGCACUGCAGACCUUACUGAUAUACCGAAUUUUGUAACGAAGUAGCUAGGAGGGAAUGAGGGAUAGACAGUGAUAGACCGGCUGCUGAUAAUGCAACAUCAAAAUGGAUGGUUCAGAUAAUUAAGUGGAUAAUUAAAUUGUUCUCUCUGGAACAAAAUUAUCAGGGGAGUUGAAGCGCUAGAAAGUAAUUGCGCCUCUAAAAAUCUGCACGCGCAUGAGUAUAGGCAAGAGAGGUCAAAGAAUGCCUUCAAAACAGUUUUGUUUUGAAUUUUUUUCUGCCCAGCUUAUGACGAUCGCUAGUGAAAACCAUAUAGGGUGUCCCAUGUCCCAUAGAACUGCUUCAAAAAGGGGGGGGGGCAACAGGGCAAUUUGGCCUGGAUCGCCUGCUAUGGAGGGGCCCCAUAUAAGGAACAGGGAUAAAGUAAAGUACUGUAUGCAUAGAAACCACAAUUAAAUAUUUUUCCAGAAUGCAGGAAGUGCUAUUUAGGGACAAGAGAUUUCAGAAUGGAGAAUGCCCCGACCCAGAACUGUUUAAGUACAGAAUAGCAUUGAAAAUGUUAUCUAAAUUCAAAACCGAAGGAAAUAAUCUUAAUAAAUUGUCCUAAAAGUUCAAGAAUAUGGAAAUCAAUCUCUAAAAGAGUACAUAUUAACUUCAAGAAUCUUUGACGAUAGAAAAUCAGUAACAAUUUUAAUUAAUCAAUGUGAGUAGCGAUUUUCUUUCGAAAGGGAGAAAAGGAUUUGCUCUCUCUAAUUUCUUUAGGAAUAGAAUUCCAAAGGUGUAUGACGGAGCACACCUUUGGAAUUCUAUUCCUAAAGAAAUUAGAGCAAAUCCUUUUCUUCCUUUCGAAAGAAAAUCGCUACUCACAUUGAUUAAUUAAAAUUGUUACUCAGAUUGAUAGCUAAUUGAAAAUAUAGAAGUCUAUAUACCUGUAAAUAGAUUAUUAUUUUAUAGUUAAUUUUGUUAGUUCAUAUUAUACUAUAUAUCUUAUAUAAUUUUGUAAAUAGUUUUUAAAAUUAUUUUCUGUAUACUUUUUCGCAUGCCCCUCGUGGAAAUCAGCUUCGGUUGACGGGGUUAGCGUGAUUAAAUAAAGUUUUCUAUCUAUUAAAUUUGUUCCGGACCCAAAAAUUUCUCUGUGCGUCGUAGCGCGAAAAAUGAUAAAAUUUAUAUAAAUUUAGCGACAUUUUAGAAAACGUUCUGACUGCCCUGCAUGAGUGCAUGUAUUCUGGUUCUGCAACUUGAAUGUCACGAAUUUCAGUAUAUGCAGGCAAAUGACACAAAGUCACUGCUAAUGAGCCCAAAUCUGCAUUCUGCAUAUUCCAUUUCAUGCAAAGAUGUACACAUUUCAAAUAUUUUUUGAAUCACAUGCAAAACACCAAGCAAUAUUGCUCAAGAUCUAGUCUUUCAUACUCGUGAAAUAGAUUAAUUAUAAACUGUUGAUUGUGUCACCAAACAGCGUCAGAAAUCUCAAAACAAAAAGUGAUUUUCUUGAACACGACUUGGUCGCUAGAAGAGAGUACCCGAUCGGAAUAAAUAUGUCACCGAAACAUUUGUAAAUGAAUGCUUUAUUGAUCAAAAGGUCGGCAAACAGUAUAGCCGAGCUCUCAGAUUGCAAUAAUUUUGAGUUAAGUACUUUAACCCUGUAUAUUCCCAGUAAAAACUGAAAGCCAUUGUAUGUGGAUUAUAUGCAAAGUGGCCAUUUUGUCACCAAUUUCUGCAUGGUACUGAACAAUAUCGCAUUUUAUUACUGCACAUAAUUUAAUUUAUCACUGCACCAAUCACAUUUAUCACUGCACAAAUUGGUUAUCACUGCACCUUAGAAUAAUCCCUGGUCUAGCGGUUAACCCUCAAAAGAGGAAAAAGAUUCCGCAUGUCUUUCCUCCAUCAACUCCAAGACGCAUAUCAAGCGCUCCUUACUUUUUUUGUCUUUUUUUUUAAUUCAGGGCUUCGACUGAAGCAAAGAUCCGAAGGUCUUUUGGAAGGUAAUCUCUGACAUAGACAUAUAUUAGUCUUUGAUUUGAAAAUAUAAACCCAUUGCACAUGAGGUCACAGCGCCGGUGACGAUGCAUCUGGAGGACAAAUUAAGCAAUCUAUGUAUAGUAUAACUUUUGUAAACAAAGCAAAUUUUGUAAAACUUUAUAAUAAUUUUUAAUUAAUUUUUGCGCUGUAUGUGGUUGUUGUACCCGAACAGAUAUUGUUAGGAAGCAUCUGGAGGACACUAAGGAUUUGUGACGUCAGUGCAAUGGGUCUAUUGCAUAUAUUCAUAUUAACAGUAUAGACAAAUCUUGUCAUCAUACAGGGGCCAUAGAUAUCUAUUAGCAAGUUCCCACUUGCUAAUAAACGCUUAAAAACAACAAUAACUUUCAUUAUUUGAAUAUUUUAAAAACGAAUUUGGAAUAGGGUUAACUUAAUGUUUAAGUUCCCUGUUUAAGAAAUAGGAAACAAACGAAUCUUCUAAUUUCAUGGGAACGACCUGAGACUGCAAUCACGGCUUCAAUUUUUGAAUUGGAGAAUAAUUAGAUGCACUAUCUAGUGUAUAUAAGAUAUCUAUGACAGGGGCGGGUUUUAGUGUUGUACGAAGGCUGCAUAGCGCUAUCCACCGGAUAAUGCCGUUUUUCAAGCGUUGUAAAUUCACAACUAAUGGAAAUAAACAUUAAUUUAUAAAUUCUAAAGUUUAAUCUGGGUUAUAUACCACUCAACGAACAAUUUUAGAAAGUUAGAAACAGUCACUAUCCGGGGCCGCUUGUUUCAAAAGCUGGUUACCCUAACCCUGGGUUAACACAAUCUACAAAUUAAAUUUUCCAACAGCUCAUCCAUCAAGUUGAAUAUGUUUUUCCAGAAAUCUUUUUCGGUUCAAUAGAGGUUUUAUUUUCUAAAGUUUUGAAACGAAUGAUCGUGCAGAAAUACAUAAACAAAAACAGCAGGUUAAAAUUUAACCCAUGCAAGUUUAGCGCUAAUCCAGGGACCGCGGAGCCUGUUUAAAAGUGUGUGUGGGGGGGGGGGGGGGGAGAGCAUGGGAGCUAUUCCACGCAGGCAGGUUGGAUUUUAUCCGGUAAUUUUUUAUCAUCCACCGAAAAAGUGGAGGGGGGCAUGCCCCCCGGCCCCCUGUUCCGCGGUCCCUGCAAUCGGGCUUUGAACAAUCGGCUCCAUGCAGGUGAAUAGCGUUUCGUACAACAGGCCCCAGAAAUCCUCCAUGCAUGCAGUUGACAAACUCGACUCGAACCAGUUAAUGGAUUGGUUUCUUGUUUCUAGAUUACAGACGACGUGGCUAUAACAUUCCGUACAGACAGCGAACGACAUACUGGCGUUACCAAAAUAUCCGGCCGAAAUCGAAUGUAUACAGCCAACAAACAGGUACUUGGUAGUCACGCAUUGAUACGGAGCUUUCGUCUGUAGGGAAGCAACUACCUGAAAAAUACAAAGCGAAAUUCGACGUUUCGAGCGCGAAGGCCCUUCGUCGCAAAGUCUGGCUACUAACUCGAAAUGUCGAAUUUCGCGCGCUUUGUUGAAGAUAGUUGCAUCCCUACCAACGUAAGCUUGUUAUUGUAGUGGCACUAGACCCGACACUGGCACAAACAGUUCAACAUUUUUGCUGUGUUGGUGUAGUGUUGUGUUGGCUACCUCCUCCGCAUGCCAUACAGCCAGUAAUGUAGUGAAUGAGUAUGCCCGUUCGCGGGUUGAAAUUUGAGACGACGGCUUGCAAUUUUAUUUUUUUGAAAGGCCUGUGGAGGAGGUAGUUGUUUUGGGCUAGUAUUCCAAAGGUCGUAGGUUCGAUUCCCACCCUGGCCAGGCAUAUUUUUCAAGCUUGCCCGGUGGGGAUAUACACACAGAGUAACAUCACAAGCAACAGUUCAAGAUUGUUUAAUACGGAGAACAUUUCAAGCUCUAGAUUAACAAAAUAAAGGUUUCCUGAGUUUUUUCUGUGUUAUAUGUGCUUGGGUGAAUAUGAUGUUUGUGAUGUUAUACUCUGAGCGUAUAUCCACACCGGGCGAGCUUGAAAAAUAUGCCUGUAUGGCCACGGUGGGAAUUGAACCUACGACCUUUGGAAUACUAACCCAAUGCUCUGCCAACUGAGCUACGAGGUCAGGUCGGUUCGAGUAUGUGAUCUUUCGGAACUGAGUCUAGUUCCUUCGAUAUCAAUGCAAUCUGGUAAAAAGAAAAUCAUGAUUACUAGAUUGCAUUGAUAUCGAAGGAACUAGACUCUGGGUUUCGUCCACAAUAUUCCACGUUAUCAGCACUUAUUCAAAGGUGUGAAGAGUGAAGACUGGUUAAGUAAAAUGGAUGAAGUUAAAAUAAACUACAUUGUUUUUCUAGACAUAAGGAAAGCCUUUGAUUCAAUAAAUCAUGAAAUAUUGCUUUACAAAAUGAAUGAAAAUUUUGAUCUGGUAAUGCACUGCAUGGAAUGGUUUGAUUCCUGUCUUAAAAAUAGAGAACAACAGUGUAUGGUAAAUUGAUAGAUAUCUUUCCCGAAAACGAUAAUAUGCAGAGUUUCCCAUGGCUAUAUCUUGGGCCUUUUGCUCUUUCUGAGUUUCUGUUAUAUAUAAAUGACAUGCAUGCCUGAAUGUCUUAUAUGCGCAUGACUGAAAUUCAUGCAUCGUCCAACUAUAGUGUCGAUCUUGUCUCUAAAUUAUAUCAAGAUAUCCGAGUCAAAACCUAUGUUCGCAGGAUCUUCUUACAAUAUGGAAAACAAGAUAUGCAAUCACUAUCAGCCUAUUCUAUUCAAUAAUAUACCUGUUCCUAGAGCUACGAAUUAUAAAUGUCUAGGAGUUAUUUUGGACCAAAAACUUGGCUUGGGCAAUGAUAUUGAAAUGAUUUGUAAAAAGGUGUUUGCUGGAAUUGCAGUCAUCAGGCAAAUGAAGCUUUGUGUGCCACCUGAGACACUGCAUGCAAGUUAUACAGGGUGUAUAAAGAAAACGCAAUCCUCGACUGAAUUGUAAAUUGCUAAACAAAUAAUAGACGAAAACGUUAAAGUUUACAUUCAUUUUAAAGCGUAGCCAUUCAGCUUUCUAACAGUGGGUUGUUUCUUAAAUUUGACUCAUUGGUUCGCGGGUAAUAAUACUUUACGUUAUUGCGAUUGGAGAUUAAAAAAAGUGAGAUGGAAUAACAAAUCGUUCUCAUGAAAAUAACUGAUUUUUUCAUUAAAACAAACAAAUGUUGCAUUUUAUUAAAUGGAUUGUAACAAUAAGUAUAAUUACGGCUUUUCUUCCACUAUUUUUAACACAGUUUGAAACUUCAAAUGCGAUAUAAUUUUGGCUUGGACCAUCUAAGCUGACUGACAUCAGCUUGCUAUAAUUUCUGUUUACAUUACAUCGCAAUUCGAUGACACUCUGUCUCAGACACCAGAAUGUUUUGAUUCUAUGAUUUUUAGCAUUCGUUUAGGAUUUUCAAACAACCUGGUCUCUUUUAAAAUACUUUUAAUUUGUUCUUACGUGGUUUUCCAGAUGUAGUGACGACAACAUUAAAGUUUAAAGAAGAAAAUUCUAACAUUUAAACCGACUAAACAAUAACAUAGUAGACUUGCAUAAUUAAACAGCAACUAAAAAUUAUAGGUUUUACUAAAUCUUUUCCUGUGCAAUCAUUACUAGCAUUGGAGACAAGGAUAAUAGUUUGUUUGAAAGAGAAAAGAACAGGCUUUGAAGUAAGCCUAAAUGCGUUUAACUAGAAAUAGUAUUUCGAAAGUUAUUAAGCAUAAAAGAUGAAUUGCGUUUAUUUUGAUACACCCUGUAUAUAUUGCUCUUGUGCAACCCUAUUUUAUCUUUUUGAUCAUUGUAGUUUCUCACUCGCUUGGGCGGAAACUUUUUGUAUAUAAAAGUUGAUUUCAAAUGAUCUCGUUGCACCUAAUUUGAAUAAUUUGUUUCUAAAAAUUAUAGUAUAAUUGUCCUAUUUAAUAAUAAUAAAAGCAUUUAUUUAAAUACGAUGAUAUUACAGCAUAGCUAAUGUGGUCAUGUGACUAUAACACUGUACAUUCUAACUAACUAAAGCCUGGUUCACAUUGAUCGGCGAUGUUCUACGAUCCAUUGUCUGUGAGCAACGAAGAAGAAAAUGCACAAAACAUUUUAUGCAUCAAUGACCACCGACAAUGGACAUCGCCGAUGUUUACGUGAACCAGGCUUAAUAAUAGAAUGUGGCUAAUUAGCCUUUCUCACGAUGACGAAUAUCCGCUAUUUUUGGGUGGCAUCCAAUUCUCGUUAAUUAACCAAUCCAGACAAUUAAAACAAUGUGAAAAGCAAUUUUUCAAAUUAAACUUAUUAACUUAUCAUUUACAAAGCAAAUUUACCAUCAUUUGUAAAAAAAAAAUUAUAAAAAGUUGCUGUUAUGUUAGUCCGUGUGUUGUGACCUCGAAAAGUGCCUAGAAAACGAUUUUCAUUAAUUAAGCAUGUCUUAGAACUGAAAUACUUUUACGGGAACUAACACUUUCGAACACGCUGAGUUCAAAUCCGAAAAGUUCCCACUCCGUAGACCCGCAGUUUGUUCACAAAAUGCUAUUUUAUCUUCACUAAUUUCACAACAAAUUUUUUCAUUGUUCAACGAUACGGAUCGAUGACGAUACACGAUUAUGUGACUCAAAAGGACCAAUUUCUAUUAACCAUUCUUCCUUUUAACAAAAGAUCGGCUUUGCUCGAAUCAUUUUGGAUUAUGUAAUCUUAUGCGUGUUGGACGUAAACAACAUAUCUUGUCUACAACUUUGAGAAGGUACAGAUAAUUCCUUCUAAUAUCCUUAGUUCUGGAACUAUCUCUGUGAAAUCACAAGGACGUUAAUGUCAAGUCUUUGGGCUAUGUCUCUGGGCUGAGAAAUAAUUCUUCACAUGCGAUCAAAAUGUUUUAUACAAAGAUAUAAAACGGUAAUCUAUAUGUAAUGGAUCAGCAUUGAAAUUUCCAACACGGUUUCCAAAACGUAAUUCAAGAGUUAACUUAUCAUUGCAUUAGAACUAUUACAUCAGUUGGUGUCAUACUGUGCGAUAAACAAGUAUUAUUGGAAAGAGGGCUUCUAUAUAUACGUCGAAAUCAUCAAAUAAACAGCUCAUACACACAUUUCUCCACUUCGCGGCCACAGAGCAUAUUUUAUACUUUGUGACUGAUCCUUGUCUUUGAUUUGAACAUUUAUUCUUAUAGUUUAAGGUUAUUUAAGAUUGAUCCUGUCGUAAGUCUUCUACUUGCAACCAUUCGACAAUAUUUCGUUUUAGCGUUGUCUUUGCCGUUACGUUGGCUUCGUGUUACUUUUGUUUUAAAUAUCUUGAUCGCGUUAAAUUAGUUACUUUUCAGGCCAGUGACAUAGCUAAAAGACUUGACAUUAAUGUCCGUGUGAUUUUAUAGAGAUAUCUCUAGAACUGAGGAUUUUAGAAAUGGAUCAAUCGGUGGGGGCGUUGGUCUCUUAUUCAAGGAAAGUCUUAAUAUUAAGCGUAAUGUACAGGAGGUAUUUAGGUCAUUUGAAUACCUUGACAGUUCUUUUUUGAACUUUCUACAUAUUAGAAUUAUUGUUGUAUAUCGGCCGCCUCCUUCAUCGGCUAACUCAUUGACAUCUACUCUAUUCUUUGAAGAGUUCUCAUCCUUUUUGGAAGGAAUUAUUGUAUCACCCGGGCAACUCUUGAUAGCUGGAGAUUUCAAUUUUCAUCUGGACAAUCCUAAUGACCCUCUUACCAAACGGUUCGUGGAUCUUCUCGCUUCCUUUGAUUUGAAGCAGUACAUUUCUGGAUCUACACAUGCAAGUGGUCACACACUGGAUUUAAUUAUAACGCGAUCUGAAGAAAACAUUGUUAACCAUUACAACAUCUUCGAUCCUCUGAUUUCUGAUCAUUCAGUUGUGCAUUUACAACUAUUGAUUAGGAAACCGAAGUUUGUGAAGAAACAUUUGCUUCUUCGUAAUUUGCGGGCGGUUAAUAUUCAUAAAUUCAAAACGGAUGUACUAAAUUCUUUUCUUCUUAAGAAUUUUACGACUAUGGAUUUGGUAUCAUUGGUGAAUGAGUAUGAUUGUCUUCAUACUAUCUUAGAUAACCAUGCCCCGAUUAAAUCCCGGGAAAUUACAUUGCGCCCUAAGGCACCCUGGUAUACUAACGAAAUCAAUGAUAAGAAACGAAUUCGGAGACAACUUGAGAGAAAAUGGCAUAAAACAAGGACGAAUGCUGAUUGGAAUCGCUAUAAACAACAAUGUUAUGCUGUAAAUAAACUUAUCGACUCCUCAAAAUCGGCUUACUAUACCGACUUAAUUAAUAAUGGAUCAUCUGAUCAAAAAACCCUUUUCAAGACUGUAAGCAAUUUGCUGCAUACAAAUACGAUUAUUCGCUAUCCAUCUUCUCCUGACCCAAUGUCACUUGCCAACUCAUUUAGUGAUUUCUUCACUCAGAAAAUUGUUAAAAUACGAAGUGAUAUCGAAGAUGAACUCUUGAGUAAAAACAUAGAAAAUCCUAUACCUGAUGCUGAUUCAUGUCCUUAUGAAUUUCACACCUUCAGGGAGGUUGGAAAAGACGAAGUGCUCCAUUUAAUUCAACGUAUCGCAACUAAAUCCUGUUCUCUGGAUCCACUCCCGGUGGUCAUGCUAAAUCACUGUUUUAAAGACAUCUUACCCGUUGUAGCUAGAAUAAUCAACCUCUCCUUGGAAAGUGGUACAAUGCCUGACUCUUUGAAGAUUGCUGUUGUUCAACCGCUAUUAAAAAAGUACAAUCUUUCCUAUGAAGAAUUCUGCAGUUUUCGUCCAAUAUCAAAUCUGAAAUUUGUCUCGAAAUCUAUUGAGAAAGCAGUUGCUGUACAAUUAACUGAUUAUCUUACUGAAAAUCAUCUACAUGAGAAAUUCCAGUCUGCUUAUAAACUUUGUCAUAGUACUGAAACAGCGCUAUUGAGGGUUCAAAAUGAUAUCCUUCAAGCUCUAGAUAACGGUGAUUCUGUUAUUCUUGUCCUACUGGAUCUGUCGGCGGCUUUUGACACCGCGGAUCAUUUAAUGUUAUUAACAAGACUAUCGAAACGCUUUGGCAUAAGGGGUCGUGUGUUGGAUUGGCUUACCUCAUACCUUACAUCCAGGAAACUGUUUAUUCGUGUUGAGGGAACUGAUUCGUUAUUGAGUGAUCUUGAUUGUGGUGUACCUCAGGGAUCUGUGUUGGGUCCUCUGUUGUAUUCACUCUAUACUGCCCCUCUCGCGGAUGUGGCUAGGCGCCACAAUCUGCGCUUUCACUUUUUUUCUGGUGAUGGGCAACUUUACAUUGCAUUCAAAACGAAUGAUCGUGAUGAUUUAAUAUCAUCUAAGAUCCGUAUGGAGAAAUGUAUACUUGAAUUGGGAAACUGGUUGAUGUUGAAUAAAUUGAAACUAAAUAGUGGCAAAACGGAGCUUAUAUUAGUCCAUUCACGCUAUCAUCUGAUGCUUCCCUUAAAUUAUAUCAUGGUGGGAAAGGAAAAAAUUGUGCCAACUGUUUCAGCAAGAAAUCUGGGGGUGAUUUUUGAUGAGUGGAUCAGAUUGGGCGAACAUAUUAAUGGUAUCUGCAAGUCAGCUUACUACCAUAUUAGGAAUAUUUCAAGAAUUAAGAAGUAUCUACCUCGAAAUUGCUUAGAAAUAAUUAUUCAUGCAUUUAUAACUUCAAGAUUGGAUUAUUGUAACUCCCUGUUGUAUGGUGUACCCAUAAAUAUUUGCUUCAGAAGCUUCAGAGAGUCCAAAAUACUGCAGCUCGUUUACUAACUGAUACUAAGAAAUCGGCGCAUAUCACCCCAGUUCUUAUCGAAUUGCAUUGGUUACCUGUCCAAUACCGUAUUCAAUUCAAGAUUAUACUUCUUGUCUACAAAGCUGUUAAUGAUCUUGCUCCAUCGUAUCUGAAGGAACUUAUGCUGUGUCGUACUUCGCAGCGUACUCUUCGAUCAAAUGGAAAUGAAUUGCUCCAGAUUCCUUAUUCUAGACUAAAGAGAUACGGAGACAGAUCGUUCUGUGUUGCUGGACCAAGAUUGUGGAAUGAUUUACCUGUUCAUCUUCGGAUGUGUGAAUCAUUAACCAUUUUUAAGCAGUUUCUUAAAACAUAUCUUUUUAACUUGUUUUUAAAUAGUGUAUGAUGUAUUCUAUAGUUUUAACAUUCUUAACACUAGUUUUAAGAUUGGAUUUUGUAUUACUGUAAAGCGCCUAGAACAGUCUUGGUUUGUGCGCUAUAUAAAUGUUUAUUAUUAUUAUUAUAUUAUUAUUAUUAUCUGUACCUUCUCAAAGUUGUAGAUAAGAUAUAUUGUUUACGUCCAACACGCAUAAGAUUGCACAACUCAAAAUAAUUCGAGCAAAACCGAUCUUUUGUUACAAGGAAGAAUGGUUAAUAGAAGUUGGUCCUUUUGAGUGACAUAAUCGUGUAUCGUCAUCGAUCCGUAUCGUUGAACAAUGAAAAAAUUUGUUGUGAAAUUGGUGAAGAUAAAAUAGCAUUUUGUGAGAAAACUGCGGGUCACGGAGUGGGAACUUUUCGGAUUUGAACUCAGCGUGUUCGAAUGUGUUAGUUCCCGUAAAAAUAUUUCAGAUCUAAGACAUGCUUAAUGAAAGUGAACGAUAUUGGGUCACAACACACGGACUAUGUGGACUUAUCUCGCAGACUUCGGCUGAAAUGCCACCCAAAAAUGGCGGCGUGAGAAAGGCUAAUUUGACUAAACUAAAUUAAUGUUUCACAUAAUUACAUGGAACAGAAAUCACAUUUCCUUUACAGCAGAGUAACACUAAUAUAUGAUGACGUAAAUGGAUUUCUGGAACGACAUCUACAAACUACUUACCAUGGUACUUUGUAUACAGCUAAUUCAGAAAGUGCUGUACGCCAAAAAAUCACAAAUGUAGCCAAGGCCAAAGACUGA
Paramuricea clavata is the source of this 13684-nucleotide messenger RNA. NCBI's taxonomy places the organism in Eukaryota, Metazoa, Cnidaria, Anthozoa, Malacalcyonacea, Plexauridae. The record is from the annotation of a GenBank genome assembly.